Molecule: messenger RNA, 6308 nt
Organism: Ceutorhynchus assimilis (cabbage seed weevil)
Lineage: Eukaryota; Metazoa; Arthropoda; Insecta; Coleoptera; Curculionidae
Source: the annotation of a GenBank genome assembly
CGGAUCCAGAGGGUUCUCUCUAUUAAAUUAAUCUGAUUUCGUGUCCAGAAUAUGGUGCCAUUAAACCAUCGGAUUGGAAUUUAAUGAAUCUUAUUUAUAAAUAAAGCUUUUAUAUGUUCACUGCUGAAAAAUCCUUGGUUCUAAUAGAGGUUAAGAUGAUGGAAUAAAUUAAAUAUGGCGGACCGAACAUUUAUCGUGUUAAGAGCGCUUGAAAAAAAAAAAACAAAUAUUAAAAAGAUGCCCUAAGGAGGGUAAAUAAAAUAAUAAAGAUCGUUUUUUUUUUUGCGGCAAUACUGAACACGGCUCUGACACCGCGAAAGGUUCGGAGUCAAUCAGCGACCAUCGCAGCUGUGGUUCUUUCUUAAGUUAAUACGAAGAACCCAUGGAACGGUAAGACCCAUUGGUGCGCACGCCGCCAUAUACCUGCGAUCGGGUUUGAAUCGUAACCUAACAGUCAGUAGAGUAUUAGUUCGAAACACCUGUAGACGCUAGUAUGUGAUUGAAUAAUAAAUCCUGGUCAAGUAAUUAAGUAAAUGCAUGUUGCCACAGCAGGAGAGCAUGCAUCUCUCUCAAAUCCGGGCAGUGAGUCUGUGCACCAAAAUUAAGACUAAGUCCGCGUCGCGUAGUGUCGCUUCCAUAUCUUUGCAACCCUUUCCCUUGUGAAACGGCUUGAGCGAACAAAGGGGAUUGAUACGCAACACUACAGAGGCUGCAAUCGUAGGUCUCCAAUCUCCUUGAUGCCUAAAUGAACAGAAGCCAUACAAGUGCCAUAUCAAUAGACAUAAUCCCGCAAUUCAAGUGCAAUACUGCUGAAAGUGACUCAUAUUACUGUGAUAUCAACUUGCCAUAUAGAAAUUAUUAGCAAUGACAAGACGUAGCAUUAAAAGUUCAUCCAAUCACUCGUCGCCGAUUGGAUGUGAAAAUAGGAUUAUAGCAUCACCACCACCUCAAACAUCUCCCUCAGAAAGAUCGCCGAUGUCAAUGGCAUCACAUUCGCCGCCUUUGCUUGCUACCAUGACACCUGUCAAUGUUGUGGAUUUGAAAAAAGAAAUGGAAGAGGAAAGUGCCAUGGGGAGAAAUCCCGCUUAUAAUGAUGUGAAAACAGAAGUUUUGUAUGAAAAAGAAGAUGGGGAAAUUUAUGCUCAAAAUGUUCAGGGGAAAAAUAAUGAUACCGCCAUAGAUUUAAUAUACGAAGAUGGUAACAAAACAAUCAUAUAUAGCACUACAGCGGAUCAGAAAGGUUUAGAAAUAUACUCGGCUGAAAAUUCUAGCGAGAUUACUAUUAACAACAUCAGCGCUCAUCAAAUUCAAGCCGGACAACAAAUUAGUGAUGUUCUUAUUGACGGAAAUUCUGGAACAAUGAUAAAUCCGAACCGCGAAACUGUCGGCAGUCCAGCUGGUACUGUGUCAGUAGUACUGCAAGGUAACGGACAAGGAUUGCUUCAGUAUCCUUCUCAAGCGCAAGUUCCAGGUACUACAGUUUUAGUUCUUUCUGAGUUGGUUGAAGACGUUGGAGUACCAGUAGUUGGAUUAACCAGAAAAAGAAAAGAUACUGGGGAUUCGUCCUCGUUAGGUGGCAACGAGGAUUUACCGAUUGUAGCUCCACGUGGUAUGGCUGAAUUGCCCGAGGGGGCUACUCCUCCUGAAGAUCAGCAAACCUGGAGAGCUUACUACGAGCAUCCUUUAACUGCUGCUACGACUGCGAUGCUUAACAUUGGUGGCGGUGCCGAAGAUCAAACUGCAACUAUGGGAUUGAUUUAUGAAUAUUAUAAAUUGCCACCUUUACCUGGGGAUUCUAAAGAUAAAUUAGCUGAACUGUGGCCACCAAGUUCCCAGGCCGCAGGCAUCCUAACGUCGCAACUCAAGGCGACCAAUGGAUUAAUGAGCGGGGCGGGACUAGAACUGUCGACUCCGCCCAUGAACAGCGGUCAAUUGAGCUCCCAAGAGUUGCAAGGUUUAUUUAUUAACCAGCAAGUUGGGUAUGCACAGCCCGCGGGCACCGGCGGACAAAAUUUGCAGAUCGUGAAACGGGAACCCGAAGAUCUGAGCCACCACAGGAAACUGAAUUGUAGCUCGCCCAGUUCCGGAAGCCUAGAUGGCUCGAUAAUUAUUUCGAAACAAUCCCGACCCAAGGUGGUGCUUUUAUCGACUUCUGGUGGAACUCAUCCAGCAGAUUUAGUAGUGGAUGUAAAUGCAAUUAAAGACGAGAGUCACCGAGGACUUAAUUCUCCUCAGGACGGUUCUCGUUCAGUCAACGGAACCCCAACUUCGACUCACAGUAGUCUUCUGGCAGACGGAUCCAAUACGGGACCUAUAGAAUUUAUCUCUGCGGAUGGACUCAAACCAGCAAUGUAUAGCACACAAAUAUUUGCCUCCAUGAACAGCGCUGGUCAUAGUGGUAGUGGAACUCCUUCGCCGACUCCCUACAAUGAACAUAAUAUCCAAUAUAGCCAAAGUUCAAUGGGAGGUGUUCCUGUUGGUACUGGUGCAGCUAUAUACGCAACUUCCUCUGGAAGACCGUCAAGUAGCUCCGGUACAUUCUCAGUAUCCGCUGAUCCAUAUUAUCGGGAAUAUUUUACUACUGUUGCCUCCGGUGCAGGAACUCCUGAACCUGUAUACUCUACACAACUAAGACAAGGACAACUCACUUAUGGUGAAGAUGUAGCUAGUGGAGGAGCUACUAGUAGUUUUGUAGAACGUUAUGUUCGACAAUCCCAGUAUCAUGGAAAAGGAGUUAUUGCUGCUGCUGGACUUACCGUUGAUCUUCCCAGCCCAGAUAGUGGAAUCGGAGCUGAUGCCAUUACUCCUCGCGACCAGAAUACGUUGCAACAGUCGUUUGAUUACACAGAACUUUGCCAUACUAACUCCUCCCUUCUGGAUCCUUUAUCACUAUCACAAAGAGCUAACAGUAGUGCACAGUCUCCGGGAUCGCAAGGCACAACACGGAGUCGACCAUGGCAUGACUUUGGACGACAAAACGAUGCCGAUAAAAUUCAAAUUCCAAAAAUAUUUUCACCAUGCGGCUUUAAGUAUCACUUAGAAUCGCCUAUAUCCACUUCGCAGAGGAGGGAAGAUGACAGGAUUACUUAUAUUAACAAGGGUCAAUUUUAUGGAAUUACUUUGGAAUAUAUUCCAGAUCCUGAUAAGCAAUUGAAAUCACAGACUGUUAAGAGUAUUGUUAUGUUGAUGUUUAGAGAAGAGAAGAGCCCGGAAGAUGAAAUAAAAGCUUGGCAAUUCUGGCACGGUCGUCAGCACUCGGUGAAACAACGAAUUUUGGAUGCCGACACCAAGAAUAGCGUUGGACUGGUAGGAUGUAUAGAAGAAGUUGCGCAUAAUGCGAUUGCGAUAUAUUGGAAUCCUAUGGAAAGUCCAGCCAAAAUUAACAUAGCUGUUCAAUGCCUAAGCACGGAUUUCAGUAGCCAGAAAGGUGUGAAGGGCUUGCCAUUACAUUUACAAAUUGAUACCUAUGAAGAUCCCAGGGAUACAAGCGUCUAUCACAGAGGAUAUUGUCAAAUUAAAGUUUUCUGUGAUAAGGGAGCUGAAAGAAAAACUCGUGAUGAAGAAAGACGCGCAGCGAAGAGAAAAAUGACAGCAACCGGUAGAAAAAAGUUGGACGAGCUAUAUCACCCUGUAUGUGAAAGAUCGGAAUUCUACGCUAUGAGUGACCUUACAAAACCGCCAGUCUUCUUUUCGCCGGCGGAAGACAUCGAGAAGCUUACGUCAAUGGAACUCCAAGGCUUCUAUGCUCACGAAUCAGAUGGUUCUCUAUCAGGACCUGUUGAUCACGUAAAAUCUGGCUCGCCGUUCUUACUACAUACAGCUUCUAAGCCUCCUACUACACCAACGCUCAAAUUUCACAAUCAUUUUCCACCUGAAGCAGAUAAAAAAGAUAGCAUUUUAGAUACUAGUUUAACAACAGAUAGUUCAGUGUUUUCACCACCGCCAAAGAGAAGCAAACUUAUGAAUCAUGGAAGCGCAGGUCCGCCACCACUUAAUGAACGAGUCAUGUUGUAUGUGCGACAAGAAAAUGAAGAAAUUUACACACCCUUACAUGUUGUGCCUCCGACCACGCAAGGACUUUUGAACGCUAUUGAGAAUAAGUACAAAAUUAGCGCUUCAAGCAUUAAUAAUUUGUAUCGCAAAAACAAAAAAGGCAUUACCGCCAAGAUUGAUGAUGAUAUGGUAGCAUAUUACUGUAACGAAGACCUGUUUUUAUUAGAGCUCAAAGCUGUCGACAAGGAUCUAUAUGACAUAACAUUUGUGGAACUAAUGGACCACUAGAAAAUAUGAAAAUAUUUAAACUGAUAUUAUAAGGUACUUCUCUUAUUCACGUACUUAUUCUAAUUUUUUGUGAUUGUUUUUUAUGCAUUCCGAGCAAAUGUGUAAAAUUUUAUUAUUAAUUGUUAAUAAUUUGAUUUUUCUAAUAACUCUAUUUUGAUUUUUAUGAGUAAACUAAGUUGUUGUUAGAUUUUUCUUGUUUGUUUAUUUUUUUAUUAAAUUGACUUGGUCAAAAUAUUCCAUAUUUUAAAAGUUUAAGUUUAAAAGGUGGCAAUGCUUCUUUUAUUUUGGUUUUAUAAAAAGUUAUGUAGGUAUUGUGUUUGAGUACAAUAAUAAAAUGCCACAAAAGUUUACUAGGUUAAUUUUCAAAUGAAAGAAAAGAACAUUAUACUUUAUUUUGUCCUUUGGGUAUAUAUUCUUAUGUAGGAAGUUCCGUAAACUUAAUUUAAAAAAUAUUGUUUUACAGUAUUUAGAGAGAUUUUUCAUUAAAUGACAGAAUGUAUUUCUUUUUUUUGAACUUAUACGUGUUGGCCAAAAAAUUUCGUCAAACUCCGAUAUUUGCAGUAUACACUGAGAAAAUAAAUGUCAAACUAUAAAAAUAAGCAUACCUACAUUGCAGAGACUAAACAAAGGAUUUAUCAAGUAGGUAUGUACCUACCUAAUAGUUAAAUUCUUGCAAUAGUAUUUUUGAAGUGUAGGGCUACUCAUACUAGGGCUUCUCAGUUCCGAACUACUGCAAAUAUGGAGAUUAAGCUGAAAAGCUAUAAAAUAUAAUUCAGAAAAUUGAUUAGGAAGGCAUAGAGAAUUUCGACAAAUUUCGCAUUUUAUUAUUGUCAAUUCCUAUUAAAAAAACAAGUGGCAAAUGGGAUAAUUAUUGAUGUAAUAAGACAAAGCAAUAUUGUUAAUUAACAAUAAGGUACAGUCUACUUCAUCAAAAGAUAACAAACCAAAUAAUAAUUAUAAUAUCUUCAUACAAUCAAACAAUGUACUUAAUGCCAUAUUUUAAUUUUAAUCUAUUAGGAACAAAUAUUUGGUGAUGAUAACUUUUGUUGGUGAUUGUACCUUCACAAGCCCAUGAAAUGAUCUCAAAAUUAAAAUAUGUAUAUGUUUUAGUAAUGUGAACAUCACAUUUUUUAUGCAGAACCUAUAAGUUCUGUGUUGAAGAACAAUAUUAUAAUUUUAAAAGCAUCCAUUUUAUUUUGUAUAUAGUCUUAGUUUUUUUAUUUUACUUAUAUUGUAUAUAUAAUAACAAGUUUUAAUGUAAAAAAAAACACCUGUGGUGUUGUGAUAAGAACUACCUACCCAUUUAAAUGAUAUAAAAAUGAAGAAUGUACACAAAGGUUUAUGGUUUUAAUAAGUUUUGCCUUGGUGUCUACAUGAUAAUUAUUGUAUUUCUUUUAAAUUUUAUUAAGUGCCAAAUUUUUAUUUAAUUUUUUCAAAUUUAAACUUUGUUUCAAAAGAGAUUUAUUGAUAAAGUUUUUAGAAAUCCUUGGAAAAAUAAUCUCAUUUAAGUUUUCAAAAAAAAAAUUCACUGAAUAUGAACAAAUUAAGUGGUACCUGAUAUGCUUUAUGUAAUUAAUUUGUUUAAUUUAAGGUAUACAAAUAUUUUACAAAGACGUUUUGAAGUAUCAAAAUUUAUUAGAGAAUCUAUAUAAGCUUCAAAGGUACAAUUCUUCAGAUAUCUCAAAAUCUGGAUUAUCUUUUUUAUUUGUUUUUAUUGGUUUUUGUUCUGGUCUUAUUGAAGAAAAAAGAUUUGUAAUUGUAGAUGUCUAUUUUAUAAUUUAUUCCACAGGUACAACCAUUAUAGUCAGUUGUACUUUAUUCCAAUGUAAUUUGAUAUUAUUUUUUAGCUUAAGAUGGCUCUCUGUAUCCAAACUUUAGACAAGGUUGUUUUAGUUAAUUUCUAAGCAACGACUUUGCCAACAUCGGCUUAAAACAAAGUUGGUCGUGUUGGCUAUAUCCGCAAUAUUAAUUAGGUUUUUUUAUAAAUGUACGACUUGAUUUUUAUAAAUAAAUAUAUUAUAUAUUUU